GGGCGGGGCUGCCGUCAGCUGUUCGCGGCGCGCCCGCCGGCGCCGGCCGCAGUUUGGCGGUGCGGAGGCGGAGGCGGCGGCGGCUCCUCCCGGGACGCCCCGUCCCCGAGGGGCGCCCGUCCCGGUUCUCGGCCUGAAAUUCCUCUUGCUAGUCUUCCAUUCUGUUAAAUGCUUCGCAAACCAGAGCAAAGGAAGAGACAUGAAGAGUUGAAUUUCACUGCCUUGUUUGGAACUGGGUGGAAAUCCUGGAGAUGGAUCUCUUAGGAGUCUGUCUUCCAAUUGGGUUAGAUGCACAGGAGCGAUGGAUCGCCCCAGCUACCUGGAAGAGGACUAUUCUAGCCUGGAUGGGCUGGACGAUGACGUGUUUCACUCUGAUGACUUUGGACUUGCAGGUCAGCCUGGUGAGAUGACUGCAACUGGCUUUUUCACACAGAACCAGUCCUACAGCUGUCUUCUGGGGAGAUUUCAACUAUUUCCCCUCACACACUGCUGUGGUCCCGGUAUCAGGCAUCCUGAGCAGCAGGACAAGGCAACUCAAACACUCAGCCCAUCCUCUUCCAGUCAGGAUGUUAUGUUGCCUUGUGGAGUCACUGAAGAGCCACGGAGACUCUUCUAUGGGAGUGCUGGUUACCGUUUACAUGUCCCUCCAGCUGGCUUUGUGUUGGACCCGCACCUCCAAGAGGAACGCCAGGAGGGUCAGCGGGAAGCACGUGCGGAGGUGCAGAUUGCACGGAAGUUGCAGUGCAUUGCGGACCAGUUCCACCGGCUCCACAUACAGAGGGUCAGUGUGUUUCAGGAUCUCCCCUGCUGGCUGGUCCUUGCUGCUGCUGUACACAACAGUGGGUCACCUCUUCAGCUCUGCUUUCUGUGCAUUGCCCAUUGGUGCAGGACUGGAAUCUCCAGCUGAGGAUGCACAAGCUUGGUGAGGGAGAGAAGUCCUGAAGUGAGUGAGUCCAGUUUAAAUGGCAGGGGAUAGAUAGGGUGGGUGUGAGUUUGGGAAGACUGAGAUCUAAAACAAAGUCCUUUCAGGGCUAUGGAAUCCUAGGCUUGAGGAAAGGAGGGGGCCAUUCUUAUGGUCAGUGGAAUCAGAAAUUUGAUAUGAGGAGGUGGAGACAGAUGUUUUGUUUAAUGUUAUUAGAUAUUUUCUUUUUCUUUUUUUUCUUUUCAUUUUGACAAAUGACAGUGAAGGCAGAGGUGGGCUUGGAAGUGUACCUUCCCCAUGCAUACCAAUGACACAACAACCUGCUGCCCCUUGCCUAGCACCUGUUUUGAAAUCCUGCUGCCUGUGGAGCUGAUUACUUGACAUGCAGGUUAACAGAAACUUGCUGGACCAUUUCACAUCUAGUCUGAAAUAGUAUUCUUUGGUACCUUAAGAAAAGAAACUGAGAACAAGAACAUAAUUAUGCCGUUGUAUAAAUUCAUCUUUCUACCAUAUCUUGAAUGUUACAUGAAGUUCUGGUUUUCUUCAUCCAAUAAUGAUGCAGCAGAACUGGAAAAGCUUCAGAGAAGGGCAAGAUGGAUGAUAGAACUUCCAUAUGAAAAAAUGGGCUAGGACUGCUAAGCCUAAAAAAACAUACAAACCAAGAGAGAAGCAAUAUUAUACAGAAAUCAAAAGUGACAUGAAGGAGAUGAAUAGGCUAAUUUCUCCCAGAACAAGAGCUAGGCAAAAUCAAGUCAAACUAGUGGAAGCCAGCUCAAAGUAGGUGAGGUCAUUUUUCAUGCAACAGGUGAAAGCUGUGGAACUCCUUGUCAAGGCAUAUUGUGCAUCCCAGUGCUUUAUCUGGGUUCAAGGGGAAUUGAGACAAGUUUAUGGCCAUUGAAGCAGACAUUAAAUAAACAGAAACCAGAUCUGACUCAGGAAGUCCUAAGCUCAAACUAGUUAGAUGCUGAAAGGGAGUACUAGUGGAAGCACUUAGGGCAUGUACUUGCCCUUAGUUUUUCCUCAGGUAGCUAUGUAAGGCUGCUGCUGGAGGCUGGGCUAUGCAAACUCUUGAUGCAAGUCACAUAUAAUCAUUGUAUAUCAGUUUAAUAAAAGCUACAAAACUUCUACGUCCUCCUAAUCUAACCUCCUCUAUGCUUUCAGCUGACAAAAUGUAUAAAUAUAUUACACAUAUGUUCCUGCUUAAAAUAGGGGAUAAUAUUAAAAAGCACAACUUCCUGCCUAGCUCUGGUAGAGCAAGUGGGCAGUGGAUAAGGGAGUUGGGUGGCAGGAGAGCUAUGCAAGCUCUGUGCAACAGUGUGCCAUGAAUCCACUGGACACAGGACUCAAAAGACCAAGACUGCCCACAAUAAAGAGCACGAAACAGUUCUUGGAGACAGUACAGGUGAAUUCUUCUGUAGUAUUUCUAACAUCAGUGUUCAGUGCUGCUGUCUCUCCUGUACAACCCCUUUGGUCUCUGCAGGUUCCUCUGAAUUUCCUCAGCCCUUGCAGCACUGUGACAGUGGUAACAUGCUUUCUGCUUGUAGCAGUGCGACAGCUGAGAAAUUAUUUUUCAAUUAAGAAAUAAUUGUGGUAAUACUCCACUUAUUUUUUAUUGUGGGAGAGUAGAAAAUGCAGGUUAUAACUUGACUGAGAUCAUGCAAGGAUUGCUGAUAGGAACCUAGUUGUUCUGCCUCCAGUCCUCCACCUAGGUUGGUUGAUCUUAUUAAGAUAGUGCCUGAGAUUUCUGAGGGGGAUGAUGAGAUGUUUGGACUGAUUAUUUACGGUGAGGAGUGUACAUGUUUGUACUUUACUCAAUACAAUUUUAUAGUGGAAGGGCAGGAAAGCAAGUGCCCAAAUGCAGAGUUCUCUUUUGUUUCAAGCCACUGAGGAGGAAUGUCCUGCCAGCCUUUUAUAGUCUCCAUUUGGAGGUUUGUUUGUUUGUUUGUGCUCUCCUCUGCCUCUCCAAUUGAAAAGGAAUGCUUCCGAGGACCGGACCAUGGCAGGAAAAAUAGCGAUCCAAAACCAAGCGGUGAGGCAACUCCUGUUAGCCCCAGUUAUGUUUUCCGUGGUGGGAAGCAGACCUGGGGGUGCUGGCAGUGGGGCCGGAGCCCCCCGCGGGCGAGCGGGCCCGGCCGGCGGGAGGAGCGGGCGGUGCGUGCGAGGGCCCGGCCGGGCCGUGUUUGCGCUCGGCGGCUGUGUUUAUAUCGCUGGCUAAAUUUAGCCUCUGACUCAUCGGCGCUGCUGACGAGAGCUUGCGCUGCCCGCAGGCCCCAGCCCUGCACCUGCCCUCCCGCCGCCUCCCCGCGCAGCCGGGCGGCCCGCGCCCACCCCUGCCCCCCCGCGCCAGGAUAUUUUUCCUGUAAAAACUUUUAAAGUGUUAUUUUAAGCAAACCCCGAGGCAGACUUUAAUCACUAGGGGGGGUCUCCGCAGCACUGAGCAGUUUUGGGAGCACCUCCCUUCUGCAGGUGAAAGAAUGGAUGCCGAACACAGGUCAGCGGGUCCCGCGGCCCGCGCAGGGCAGGCCGUGAACACCGGGAGCUGUGGAACAGCUCUGCCCCAUCACACGCAGGUUCGGUCAAUAAAACCUUCAAAAGGCCAAAACCUCUUGCAGCUGCCGGCCGUGGCUGGGCCAUGUGGGGCGUCCUCUCGUGGGCAUCUCUUCCAGCACCCUCACCACCCCACCCCCCCAGAGCACAGGGGCGAGCUGCCGGACCCCGUGCCACAGGUACAGAGUGCUAUCAGGUGCGGCUCCGUGGAAAUGCAGGAUCUUUAUUUACCGUAUUUGUGGAAAAUGGGCCAGGUGCCCCUCGGGAUGGGGAAGGAGGGGAAGGCCGGGGGCCUGGGAACGCGGUGGCCGGUGGCUGCCCUUCCCAGGUUGCCGUCAGCUGGCUGUUGCCAUGGCGGCUGUCUGCUUCCCCUUCCUGCCGCGCUGGGGAGGAAGGCGCGAGUGCCUGCGUGUUUGUUUUUAAACUAGCAGCGAGUGAGAAAGGGCUCACCUGCGCCGGCAGCAGGUCUGGGGCAGCAGCCGUGCCUGGUUGCUGCUCAGACCCAGCGUCUCAGCCCGUGCCCUCUCCCAUGCUUGGCCUUGGCAGCCCAUACCUGGGUUUUGGGGUCCCCUGCACCCCUUUGGCUCUGCCCGGUACUGUCUGUCCUCUCUCCAUAAAACACGCGUGUUGCUUAUCUUGUUGCAAAGCCUGAUGGAGGCUCAGGAGAAAAGAAGCAAUACUUGAGAUGACGGCUCCUUUUACUGCAAGUUUAGUCCCAUGUCACAGUUAUUGCAAGACAGAAGGAUGGAGUUUCCCGAGGAAAGUCUCUCGUCCUCUUUAUUGUGUCACCAUGAGAAACCAUGUGGCUGAGCUCCUCUUUGAAUUUUUUUCCUCUGUUACUGCCUCUUUUUUUCUCUGCUGGUUCUACACAUGCAUUGUACUUUGGUCAUUAGGAAUCACAGCUGGAAAGAUUUGUAUUUGACUUCCAAUGGCCUGCAUUUCUCUCUCCAGUAGGGGACACCUUCUGUAACCUCUGUUGCCUUGGGGACUGUGACUUUCUAGUCUUUCUAAGCUAAAGCAUAUUUUGUGGUAGCACAAUGUGCCUCCAGCCACCUGGCAGCCAAAACAGCCUUCAGCGAUGAGUCAGCAACUGCUCCCGGUGUGCAAGUAUUUUUGUAUUCAGCGAAUAAAUACAAUCCCAACAACUUGUUGCUAGUACUUGUAUUAGUCAUUAAAGGAAGAAUAAUGUUUUUAUGUACACAUGUGCCAUUAUUCUGCUUUUGCUCUCACAACACCAUUUAGGGCCAUAUUAAUCCUUCUAGUUAAGAUGGGAUCCGAAUAUGACCUUUAACUGUCUGGAAGCUAUGAAGCAAAGUCAGAAGCUGCCCAUGAGGUUGAGAGAGUAGACAGAGUGUACCAGACAGACCCACAUACAACAUGUGUAUAUGACAAGCAUGUUUACUUUUUAAACAGGGAUGUUAGUGGCACGUGUAUAUCAAACGUAAAAAUGAGUCUUAUUAAUCUGUUAAGCAUUUAUGCUCAUGGAUUCAAGGAGCUGUGUCAAAGGGACAGCAUUUUCUCUGAAGUGCAUCACCUGUCCUGAUCUUCCCUUUGAUCACCCUGUGCAAGGGCUUGUAGGAAUACAAAAGGUUUUGAUGUCUGGGGUGCUAUUUGGCAGAUAUGUAUCUGCAUGCUUACAGUGUGAAACGUAUUAGGAAUUAAUUAUGGGGAAGGAAUGAGGGUCAGGUCAGUCAUGUUCCUCUUUCAUUUGCUUCCAGUAAAAGUCUUGCAUGUUUUUUUUUGUGUUUGUUUACAAGUAGUCUGGCUUUUGGUUCAGCACAGUUCAUAGAAGAGGCUUCACUAAUGUACUGUUGCUGCAGAGGACACUUUUCCUGUAAAAUGGCCUUUCCUUGUGACUCAUUGAAGCAUUCAUGCUAACGCUUCAGACAGACAGUCUCUUAAGGAUAUCCCCUUUAAAAAGCAGCAGCUGCAAUAGGAAAUGGUUUUAUGUGUUUCCAGCUUUGUGUUGACUUACUGUAUUCACAAGUCUACUCUUCUUUAGUUACAGUUAGUAUAGAGGGCAGAAGGGACUACUUUCCUUCUUGGGAAGGAAGCCUCAAAUGGGUUAUUUUGUUGCUCCCACUUGGAGGUGGCAAAGUGUUCAUCCCUGGUACUUUUUGUGCAGUAGUAACUCUGAAGAUUGAGUUAUUUAUAUAAUUAUAUAAUUAUAUAUAUAUAUAUAUAUAUAUAGGGCAAAUCAGCCUGGUGAAGCUUAGGGAAAUUAUACACCAGUGUUGGAAUAGUUAUGAAUUUUAGAAAAAUGUCUCAAAACAUAUCACAUUAAAAAAAAAAAAAAAAGCCAAAUCCAUGGAAUCACUCAUCUGGGUUUUCUGUCCAUCCUGACAGCUAAAUUAUACCACACCAAAAAACAGUCAGUCUUGAAAUAUUUAAGAAUUUUGGUCUUGGCUGAAGCAAAUCUGGGGAAAAAGACACAGAAACUUGUGAAAAGGACAUUUUUUAGUUCUUUCCAUAAAUUGUUUACUGCACACAGUAGCCAUUCCGUUCUUUGGCUCUUGUCCCCUGCUGAAUCAGUACCACAGAAAGCAGAUCAGCCCAGAAGUGAAGCUAUAAAUUCCAAACUCUCUUAGCUAGGCUUGCUGCUGAAGCAGGUAGUCCUAGCUUGCUCCUCUUCACAGGUCAUCAUCUUUCUGUUGUCCUGGCACAAACAUCAGUCUGACUACACAAUGCCAUGCAUCAGAUAGUUCAGGAUGACCUGUUAAACACUAAGGGCAUCUUCUUUAUCAGAUUAGCUCUGGCCUUGAUCAUUGUGCUGCUCUAAUUCACUUUCCAGCACUGCUGGGAGGAGAGGACAGUGUGAGUGGGCUGCUCCAGUAUGUGGGCCAGUGAAAGUGUGUGGGACCACACCACUACGGAAGAAAAUGCUGGCUGAAUACAGACCUAGGGAAAUACAAGCAAGCCCUAAGUCUAGGAAUGAAACUUGGACAGCUUCCCUGAACUUAGUGCUCUAUUUUUUUACUUCAAAACAAAAUGGUGUCAAUAUUCCUAAAAAUGUUACUUGAGAUGUUAUGCUUCUUAUAAGCAAGGGGAACCAAGGGUAAAAUGUUUCCUAUUCUGCUCUUACCUGGAAAUCUCCUUGAGUGUAUUAGGCAAAUAUGGGAAACAAUUUUAAUUGGAAAAGGACAAAAGUGCUGUACCAAAAAGUAACUUCAAGAGGCAGUGAAAUUAAUGCAAUAGAAUAUAAACUAAAAUACAUAUUAGAGUUUUCCUCAGUAUUUGCCUUAUCACAUCCCUCUUGCAGGCCUGUAAACCAUUAUAAAGCACAGUUCUAAAAGUUUUAUUUACUAAAUAAAACCAAAACUCAAUACCUUCUUCAAAAAGUUCCCCCCUAAAAAAAAAAAAAAAAAUUUAAAAAAAAAAUUAAAAA
Molecule: messenger RNA, 6854 nt
Organism: Prinia subflava (tawny-flanked prinia)
Lineage: Eukaryota; Metazoa; Chordata; Aves; Passeriformes; Cisticolidae
Gene: BMF
Product: Bcl2 modifying factor
Exons: 5
Coding region: 302-907 (201 amino acids)
Biological process (GO): apoptotic process; positive regulation of apoptotic process; negative regulation of autophagy
Cellular component (GO): myosin complex
Source: RefSeq, a predicted model, not a curated record